Molecule: messenger RNA, 342 nt
Organism: Periconia digitata
Lineage: Eukaryota; Fungi; Ascomycota; Dothideomycetes; Pleosporales; Periconiaceae
Source: the annotation of a GenBank genome assembly
ACGGAUCGCUCAAAGUACCCUUUCUCUCCCUUUAGCAUGUAGCUGCUAUUUUCUUUUCCACACCCCAUCUUUGUCUCAUGUUCAAAAGAUAAUGCAUUAACUGCGCAUUUGACGUAUUAACGUAUCCGACGUCCCAACAACCAGUGGUGAUCUACGGAUUUCAAGGACUAUGGUACGCUCGUCGCCCUCCGCUAUAAACGAGCAGAGUUCUCACAAGGUUUCCCACUUCUAUCAAUUGAUGCAUUUGUUGCCUCCUUUUUUAUCCCUCUUCUGCUCAGCUUCAUGUAUCAUCCUUGCGCACGUUCAGCCCUUCGUCAUCCUAGCAUAACGAUCUUGUCCUUC